Chlamydomonas reinhardtii is the source of this 1009-nucleotide messenger RNA. RefSeq lists its product as uncharacterized. The record is from RefSeq and is a predicted model, not a curated record. The transcript is spliced from 2 exons. The coding region runs from base 368 to 556 and encodes 62 amino acids. NCBI's taxonomy places the organism in Eukaryota, Viridiplantae, Chlorophyta, Chlorophyceae, Chlamydomonadales, Chlamydomonadaceae.
GCGAAGACGUGGCAACCGGACUUUCGUUAUCAGGCUGACAGGUAGGCUCGUACCUAACCCCACCCACCGUCCCCUCCUACCCAUCAAAGCAGAACGUCUCUUCUGUCUCCCUUGCACCACCGAACGCGCACAGACCCUCCCAUUGACGUUUCUGUCUAGUGUCCGACAUCAACACAAGCGGCAAAGGCGACAACAAGAACAGCAGGGCGCCAGAAAGCAGCGCGGCGUGCCGGCAGGACAGAGCCGUUCCUAAGGGUGCAGCAAGCUGCGCGGCCUGCGCCCAUGAGCGGCAUACAUACGACAACCCAUGAUACGCAUCUGCGACACACCUUCCCAACCCACCCACCCAAUUCCCUUAAGACACGGCAUGCAACCUAGCACCCGUACCCCUGGUUGGGACAAUACUUUACGGGCGGCGGCGGCGGCGGCGGCGGCUGCGGCGGCAGCAGCGGGGGCGCGUGCGCGCAUCUUGGUAGCGGACGGGGCGGGAAAUAAAGGCCACGUGGAGGAGGAGAGCGCAGCGCCGCCCAAGAAGCGGCGCAAGCGCGCAGGCUGAGGAGCCGGCUGGUGUCUAGGUAGCGGUCCGCGGUGGGGCUGGCAGGGCAUGCGUAGCGGCACGACAAGCAGUGCGGCUGUUGACAACUGUGCUGCGUCUGGCUGCGGUUGGCUCUGCUGUGGCAUCGCGAUUGCUAGGCACCUGGUUUGGCUAUGUGCCUGUGGAAACCGACCCCGGCUAUGUCCGGGCGAUGAGGUUUUUCGGCCUCAGACUGUGGAGGGGCUCAGCCCCUUUUCCCGUGACCGGGGAACACUUGUCGUUCCUAAGGGGUAUAACGAACUCGGGCACCUGCAUGCAAAAGAUUGUACGGAGAAGCAGCAAUUCAUAUGAGGGUAAGUGCUUGCCAUGUGGUCUUUCCAACGUUGUGCUCGCUGGCCUUCUCGGCUUCGGAUUGUUAGUCUUAAACGCAUUCUCGAUAAAUGGUGUGGGCCCAUGAAGCCUAGCUAUAGUAGG